Molecule: messenger RNA, 6380 nt
Organism: Thunnus maccoyii (southern bluefin tuna)
Lineage: Eukaryota; Metazoa; Chordata; Actinopteri; Scombriformes; Scombridae
Gene: lpin1a
Product: lipin 1a
Exons: 23
Coding region: 199-3009 (936 amino acids)
Biological process (GO): positive regulation of transcription by RNA polymerase II; triglyceride biosynthetic process; fatty acid catabolic process
Cellular component (GO): nucleus; mitochondrial outer membrane
Molecular function (GO): phosphatidate phosphatase activity; transcription coactivator activity
Source: RefSeq, a predicted model, not a curated record
UUUAAAUAGCAGAAGCAGCCUUGAGCAGAGAAAUCCAAGAUCAGAUGCCAGGAGCGUAAUGAAGCAGUCCGUUACCUACAAUGUUUAAUUUGAGACACGUAAACGGAAUAAAACAGUAGCUGCAGGACGUUUAGCGCAAACUCGGAUGGCGGAAAGAUCUCGGAGCGAGAAGCGACGCCAAUAAAUAAUUUACAGACCAUGAACUAUGUGGGUCAGUUGGCAGGCCAGGUGUUUGUGCAGGUCAAGGAGCUGUACAGGGGCCUCAACCCUGCAACUCUGUCUGGAUGUAUAGAUGUCAUCGUGGUCCGGCAGCCCGAUGGCUCCCUGAAGUGCUCCCCCUUCCAUGUCCGCUUUGGCAAGAUGGGUGUACUGCGGUCCCGUGAGAAAGUGGUGGACAUAGAGGUCAACGGAGAGCCAGUGAGUUUGCACAUGAAGCUGGGAGAGAAUGGGGAGGCCUUCUUUGUCAGAGAGACUGAAAACACACUGGAAGUGGUUCCAUCCUACCUGGCGACAUCACCCAUCAUGUCCACAGGGGAGGAGUUAAUGGAGUCCCAGCUGGGCAGGGGCAGCUCUCGUCAUCACGACACCAUGCCCUGCGGCUCACUUCCUGUUCAGAGCCUUGGGCCGCAGCAAAGUGAUGGAGGGCUGACCAAGAAGAGGAGGAAGAGGAGGAGGAAAGCACGGCCAGAGGGAGGCGGAGGAGGAGGAGGGAGGAGAGAGGAGAGCGGGGAGGAGUUCUCUGAGGAUGAGGACAUGUUUACCAUUGACUUGAGCUCGGAUGAGGAGAGAGAGGGGGACGUUGGCAGACCUGUGUAUGGUGAUCAGGGGUCUACAGCCAACACACACGCUAGCACUGAUUGGACCCGUUCACAGAGUAAUGUGAUUAAGGAUACUCUCUCCAUCCUUCCGUCCUGUGGUCUGUCCAUCUCUUGUCCUCAGCAGACCUCUCACUUCUCUUCCCCUGUUAGCAGCCCUGACGAUUCACGGUCAUCAACGCCAAAGAGUGAUUCUGAGCUAGCCAAUCAGAGUAAAGACAACCCUGAGAUGCUGUGGACAUGGGGUGAACUGCCACAGGCUGCCCAGCCAUCUUUCCUGACCUCCCACCAGAAGCAGGACCCUCCCCCAACAGUCUCCAUCCCAGUGUCUUCCAGCACUCACUUCAGAGCCAUCAAUGAUGCUGGACCCCCCUCCCUCACUCUCUACACAUCCCAGCCAGAGGAGACUGCUGCUCACAGCGGGGGCAAGGGCGCUGAAGAGAGCCAAAUUGGAGCCAGUGUUGGUCUAACUACUGAUACUAGUGACAGGGCUGGAGGAGAGCAAGGGAGAGAGGUAGAAAGUGUUGGGGCGUCAUGUGCAGAGAUGGAGGGUUUAACAGGCUGCUCAGUGUCUCUCAGGAUUCUCUCUGAUCCUUUGGACGAAGGCGGUAAUCGAGGAAGUCCCAUUAGAAGAACUGAUUCACCAUCUAAGAGGAAAGAAAAGAGAAGCCAACACCUGGGUGCUGAUGGUAUAUACCUGGAUGACAUUACAGAGUUGGAGCCUGAAGUAGCUGCUCUCUACUUCCCUAAAAGUGAUGGAGGCAGUAGCUCAAUUAAGGGGGACUCAGAGAUGAUGAUGAUGGGUGUGCGGAGCGCCAAUCAGUCCCCACAGUCAGUGGGCAGCAGUGGGAUGGACAGUGGUGUGGACAGUUUGUCCGACCAAAUGGGGGACCUGCCUCAUGUCGCCAUCUCUUUGUGUGGAGGGCUAACUGACAACAGGGGGAUCACAAGAGAGCAGUUCCAGGAGAGAGCAGUUUCCUACCAGCAGUUCUCUGAAAACCCUUCUCUCAUCGAUGAUCCAAACCUGGUGGUCAAGAUAGGAAACAAGUACUACAACUGGAACACAGCAGCUCCAGUCAUGUUGGCCAUGCAGGUGUACCAGAAACCCUUACCACAGGCCUCAGUGGAGAACAUCAUGAAGGAGAAGAUGCCAAAGAAAGGAGGACGCUGGUGGUUCUCAUGGAGAAGCAGGAACAGCGACUCUAAAUCAGAAUCAGUGACAGAGGCAGGAGAAGACCAAGGAGAGACCUCACUCACUAUGGCCUCAGUGAACAGGAUGAAGGAUGAGUCAUCUUCUAGUGAUGAGGACCACAGAUUGUCCAAUCAGGUGUCAGGAUCCUGCCAGUCAGAGUCGCUCAUGAGUUCUGCCAGCGUUUAUUAUAAGAAGACUCUUCGUCUCACAUCAGAGCAACUGGCUAGCCUGCAACUGAAGGAGGGUCCUAAUGAUGUGGUGUUCAGCGUGACAACACAGUAUCAGGGCACCUGUCGUUGCCAUGGCACAAUCUAUCUUUGGAGCUGGGAUGACAAGAUAGUUAUCUCAGAUAUAGAUGGAACCAUCACCAGAUCAGACACCCUGGGUCACAUCCUCCCCACACUGGGGAAAGACUGGACCCACCAGGAUAUUGCACGACUCUACCACAAAGUCAACCAGAAUGGAUAUAAAUUCAUGUACUGCUCUGCGAGGGCCAUUGGCAUGGCUGAUAUGACACGAGGCUACCUGCACUGGGUCAAUGAGAGGGGAACCAUGCUACCAAUGGGUCCAGUGCUGCUCAGCCCCAGCAGUCUUUUUUCUGCCUUGCACAGGGAGGUGAUUGAGAAGAAACCAGAGAAGUUUAAGAUCGAGUGUCUUUCUGACAUCAAGCACCUUUUCUACCCAAACACUGAACCUUUCUAUGCUGCUUUUGGCAACAGAGCUACGGAUGUGUAUUCCUAUAAGGAGGUGGGUGUUCCUCUGAACAGGAUCUUCACUGUUAAUCCAAAAGGGGAGCUGAUACAGGAACAUGCCAAAACCAACAUUUCCUCCUAUGGGCGUCUGUGCGAGAUGGUGGACCAUGUCUUCCCAGUCCUACUCCGAGAUGACAGAGCAGACUUCCCCUGCUCUGCCACCUUUAGCCAAUGCAACUACUGGAGCAAACAACUUCCUGAUGGCACCAGCCUGGAAGAAGAAGACCCACAGCCCCUGGAGACAAGUUGAGAAAACCCCACUAAAUCCAGCUUGUCUCCACAUCACAGUCAGACACCACACUGUGGUCAGUGGUUUUGUGAUUCAUCGUGAAUCCAGCAUAGGAGUGAAGAUAUUGUAUUUAAUCAAUUGAUUUCAGAAUGAAAAGCUCAUCCAGGAACUGUGUGGGGAAACAGCUACGACACUAUACAUGAUACAUGCUCUGUGGCUCCUUAAAAGCUCAAAGACUUCAAAUAAGUAACUACGACUUCUGAUCCAAAGUGGAUGAAUGUGUUUAAAGUAUCCCACAUACCCAAAUCACUGUGUCAUCAUUGAACAGCAAGAACACACUAUAAUUCUUCAAGGUAGGAAGCCAUAUUUAAUUUACUGGGGUGUUUAAGAGAGUAAAAAACAAAUUAAGAGACAAUGACAGGGUACUUCAAACCUAGGGGUUUGUCAUAAACAAGACUGUUGUGUCAGAAAAAAGAAAACAAAAACAAUCCUUUCAUUUCAACAGCUACUUGGGGAGUGAGUUUAAUUGAUUGCACUGCCUAAAGAGGGGUCAACACAGAUUCAGAGACUCAUAAAUCACACAUUUGCAAGUGUACUGACUCACAGACACACAAGUAAAAUUUGCAAAGGCAUUUCAUAUACAAUGAGUAGCCCUGCAGAACAUAAUGUGAAUGAAAUGUCCCUCACUGAAUGUGAUUUAGCUCAAUGACCGGUAACCAUUUGCUCCUUCAUCCCACACCACUCUUCAUUUACGCUGGUGGAUGGAAAAGCUGCCACACAGAACACAUACUGUUUGCGAGAGGGUGAAUAUGAUUUUUUUGGGGGGGAAUGCACCAAUAUGGCUUAUAUGGGUUGGUAUCAAUAUGACUUUAUCCCUACUCAUAUCACCUGAUACAUUGUUUCAGAUUGAAUUUUGUACAAAUUAUACAACUAUCUUCAAAUACUAUCUUCAGUUGCCUUAAUCAUUGAGAAAAAAUCACUGAAAAGUAAUGACUCAUCUAUGUAAAUUACAUAAAUAUGAAAUCUGAAAUCCUACUGUUCCACACAAGCGGCCCUUCCAGGUUGCCUACAGAACUAGCCUCCACAAUUGAUCAUGAAAAUAUAAAUUACAUAUACAAUUAAGCUUUUCAUCGCCCAAAUCAGUCUAUCGGUGCAUCUCUCAUUUUUUAAAAUCUUAUUUAUUAAAGAAGUCUACCCUUCAUAUGCAAAAUAUUCACCAUUUAGUAAGCAGAGACUCAGACAUCUGGGUUUAAGUUUUACUAGAUAGUGACAAAACCUAUAGUUUGUGAGGAGGGCUGUAAUAAUAUUUUCUGACCUCAAGUACAGUAGAUACAUUACCUUACACCAGAAACACCACAUUACAUUACAGUAAAACCAUCCAGAACAUGCAAAAACAACACGGAUAGUGUAUCCAGUCACCUUCUGUGUCAAACUACUUUGCAGGUCAGCUAAAUGUAUGUGAUCAAUUGACUGUGCUACUGUGAAAGAUGUGGCUCUGGCACAUUUUCUAAUUAGUGUUCAGUGACUGUAAUCAAGAUAAAUGCAACGCAAUGCAAUUAACUUCAGUCUAUCUUCCUUCUGUCUGUUUUUAUAUGUGCAAAUACAUUAACUCCAGUGAUAUGCUAGAAUGUAGUAUUUAAAUCACUCACAGUGUAUGUUACUCCAAUGACUAAUGCUCAUCAAUGCAAUUAUAAGCUUGAACAGGACUACGGUCAUAUAUUUUCAGUUUUGUAAUGUUGUUACUGCAAGGAUCAGAAUACUUUUCUGUACAGCACUAAUCUAUGCUAUGUUCAGAUGCUGUAAGGUUUUCUCUUCACAAGCACAUCUUUUUUUUUGUUUUUUUGUUGUUGUUUGUAUAUAUUAUUUUCAUUGGUUAUCAUAUGUAUAUCUUUUAUUAAUCAAAUAACAUUUACUGCACUGAGAUGGAAGCCUGUCUGUUAAUUUGUACCUCAUGUAUAAUUUUAAAAAAUGGGGAAAACCACUGUAAAUAAUGAAUAACUUUAUUAUUUUUGUGACCAUAUGAAGUGAACUUUUUAAAAGAAAACCUAAUCUGCUAAUCUUUUGAGAACUAACAUAUUGACUAAAGUACUUUGUUGGUGGUGCUCAUUCAAAUGCACUUGAAAACAAAUGUGACAGUUUCACAUGUGACCACUAAAGCAAUAGGUGAACAUACAGUGUUUUAUUUAUGUGAUGACAACUGUCAAUCUAAAAUAAUUUCAUUUCUUUUGGUGUCUUCACCAAAAGAAAGUUCAAAUUACAGUAAUUUUGAAAAUACUGGUACUUUGGUUGCAGUAUAAAUGAGAGCAUCGUCAAGCCACAAAAAACUUCCUCUUUUCAUGUUAAACCAAAUCAGUAUAUUUGAAAGCAGCUUAGACAACAGCUCCAAGAACAGUAAAAAUGGUUGAAUGGGAGGUAAAAAAUUAUUUGAGUAGUUUUGCCCUCUGACACACCUGAACAAACAGUAGUGUUAUGGUAUGUAUGUAUGGUCCUUUUAAUAGGAACCAAUUGAUCCUCAAAACAAUUCACUGUAUUUUUGUUAGAAUUGAACAAUGAUAUUUGUACGUUAAUAUUAAUGUGUCCUAUAUUGACAAAAAAUCAAAAUCUCAGAAUACUAUUAACAAGCCUUUUGACUGAUUGUGACUGAGUCUGUUAUACUGUCAUAUACUGUAUGUACAUAGAAUAGCAAUAUCUGAUGCUGUACUGUAAUUGACUUUGCCUAAAGGAGAGCUUAUCAGGAAUUAACAUAUAAUUUAAUCUAUAACUGUUGAUGUCCAUAUGCCUUUCGGGAAUUCAGUGUAAUUUGUGUAGGAGGAAAAGAAUAGGACGCAUGCUGUUGUAAUGUUAAAAUGCAUAUUUACAGUACGUGGAUGUAAUGAUCACUGUCUUGUCACCUCAUCUUUGUAGGGAAGUACAUUGCUUAAGAAAAAAGAAUAGAAUAUAUGGUGUCUGUAUCUCAUAAUUACGAGAAAAAUGUCCCAUGAUUAUGAGAUAAAACUGUUAUCAUGACAGUUUGAGGCUUUGAUAUCAGAUGUCAUUUAGUAAUGCUGAUGGUAUUUCUAUUAGUAUGUCAAUGGUAUAAAGAUCUACUAAUUGUAAGAUCUUAUGUAUGAGAUAUGGAAGUCAAAGAUGACAUAAGAGAGCAAUGCACUUCUCAAAUGUUUGGAGUAAAUCAUCUUUUUGAUGAUUAUCACUUAAUUCUUUCUGUGAAAGAUGUAUUAAAACUCUUGACUAGUUAUCCAGUCUGUCUGUGUGUUGACAUGGAUGUUAUGUAAAAUGUUUUUAGCACUAAGCAGCAGCCUAACCAGCAGUGUGCAGUGCCAGCCAUUAUUAAUGUAGUUUGAAUUAAGCUGUACAAUGAACACAUUUGUCAAUAAACUCAAGGGUUAAUGCUA